Messenger RNA from Periconia digitata, 1169 nucleotides. NCBI's taxonomy places the organism in Eukaryota, Fungi, Ascomycota, Dothideomycetes, Pleosporales, Periconiaceae. The record is from the annotation of a GenBank genome assembly.
CCAUCUCCCUCGAUUUCGACUCUCAAGAUUCCUUGUUACGUAGCUAUGUCAUUCGCUUUGAAAGGAGUCGCAUACAUCACCGGUGCAGGAUCCGGUAUCGGUCAAUCCGCUGCGUACUCGCUCGCUCGACAAGGAGUUCGCCAGUUUGCGUUGCUCGACCGCAAUCCGGUCACAAGCACCAUUCAAGAGCUCAAGAAGAAUCACAGCAAUAUCGAAAUCGAUGAUAUUCAAAUCGAUGUAGCUGACGAGAAGGCUGUAGACCAUAGUGUGGAACGCGCGGUCAAGAACUUUGGCCGCAUUGACUAUGCAUUUAAUAAUGCUGGGAUUGGUGGCGCGCUCAACACGACGGACAAGAUCGAGAGGGAAGACUUCGAGCGCGUUUUAUCUGUGAACACGACAGGCGUGUGGUUGUGCGUCAGGGCACAGAUACGGCAAAUGCUCAAGCAAGAAAAGCUAUCAGACUCGUACAGAUCCUACCGUGGGUCGAUUGUUAAUAUGGCUUCCAUGUACGGUAUCAUAGGGCCUUCAGCUCAAGUUCCGACCACGGCAUAUGCCACUAGCAAACAUGCUGUAAUCGGCAUGACCAAAGCAGACGCUGUAGCUAUGGCGCCCCAAGGCAUCAAAAUCAAUGCCAUCUGUCCAGGCUAUGUUGCAACGCCUUUGGUCGGAACCACAAUGAACAAGGGUAGUUUGAUGGACAAUGAGCGAUUGAAGGUACCCCUCACGCGGUUUGCAAACAUGGAGGAAAUUGCAGAUUGCGUUGCAUUUCUACACUCGGAGGCGAGCAGUUACAUGAUUGGCACUUCUCUAUUAGCGGAUGGAGGCUUCACUAUCCAGUAAAUUGAUGUAUUUCGAGUUCCUACUUCAUGGAAUCGACAACGAAUUUGCCUACCGUCUUAUCCUAUCUGAUUCUAUAUUGCAAUUACCCUGGAACAAUUUAUAAGGCAGCAAUUGGGUAGAUGAUGAAUAUCGCAAGCAAGCACCACGCUCCUUGUCUUCCACUGGUACCGUAUUAAUGGCGGCUGCACGGAUCUUCUGAAACCCUAGUCUUAUGGGGUGGAACAGUUUGCGAGUUUUCUCGGUAUCUGCUUCUUAUAUUUACUUACUUUCCGAUUUCAAAAACGUUCAUUCGAUGAUGCGUCAUGCUCACCCCAGACCGGAAAUGCUUU